Molecule: messenger RNA, 3088 nt
Organism: Amyelois transitella
Lineage: Eukaryota; Metazoa; Arthropoda; Insecta; Lepidoptera; Pyralidae
Product: F-box/LRR-repeat protein 7
Exons: 2
Coding region: 304-1335 (343 amino acids)
Biological process (GO): SCF-dependent proteasomal ubiquitin-dependent protein catabolic process
Cellular component (GO): SCF ubiquitin ligase complex
Molecular function (GO): protein binding
Source: RefSeq, a predicted model, not a curated record
UCAAAUGUCAAAGUCUAAAAACGUCAAGAGGCAAGAGUACAAAGCACAAACAGAAAAUUGCGCUAAAAUGCAAAAUUAUUACUAUAUUGUACCUAGGUACCUACAUAAGCAACGACGCAAUCAUACCAAAAUAAUCACAAUUCACAAACAAAGAUUUGUACUAUAGGUAUCUAUUAACCAUUAAUAAAUGUGUUUUUACUAAAAAUAGGUGAGUCAAUGAUUUGCAUUUCUCAAAUGAGUGUGCAUAAGUAGUCUGAGAAAGUUAUGUGAUGAACAGAGGUGUUUAAUUGAAGAUAAUUCAAAAUGACUCUACCACAGGAAACCGACGAAUUUAAAACUUUACCAGAUGAGUUGAUAAUAUCAAUUUUUAAAUUGCUGCCAUUGGAUUCAUUAUUAGCAUGCGAAGAAGUGUGCAAGCGAUGGAAGAAGCUAGCCCAGGAUGCUUCUAUCUGGAGAUCCAUACUCAUAGUAUAUUCAGGAAAGCCUGGACAGAGUGAAGUUAGUGAAAGGAAUCUAGAAAUCAUUUCAUCUCAAAGUCAAAAUAUUUUUCGUCUCAAGUUGCAGUAUGUGUAUAACUACCAAUUUAUAAAAUCAAUAUUACAAGAAUGUGAUAACAUCAUAUCACUGGAUCUUGUUAUGUGUCGAAUUAGCAAAGAGUUUCAAGAUGAAGUUAAAAGAUGGCCUGAUCUCAAAAGACUAAAUUUGAAAAAUUCACUUUUACUUACCUCCAAUGAAGAUGUAUUGAUUCAGUAUGAUCAAUUUAAAAGUCUAAAAUACUUAGCCUUAUCAGAUUUUGGAUUGACAAGUUCUAAUUGGAAUAGUUUGAUAGACUGUUCCUUUCUGAGCAAUAUACUUAUUGAAAAAAUUAGAAAUCUUAAUGUUGACUAUAUCAAACAAUUAAUAUUCUCAAAACAGCAUAUCUUGGAGACAUUUCACAUCUAUGGAGGUGAUUCAGUAGAUGAUAAAUGUUUGCAACUGUUGUCAAAAUGUAAUCUUCUCAGAGACUUAGCAAUAAUCAGAUGUGAGAAUCUUUCUGAUGAGGGUUUGGUAGCACUAACAAAUCUAAAAUCUGUAGAACAUUUACAGGUUUGGAAUAACAAUAAUUUUACUGAAAUGAAUCUACUGAAAACUUUGAGUAGCCCCAAUUUGCUUCGAUUACAAAGCCUGAGCUUGUCCAGGAUAGGGAAUGUAUCUCCUGUUAUUGUUGAUGUAAUUUCAGAGUACUAUAAACAUUUGAAAUUCUUAGCAUUAUAUCAAUGUCCAAGGAUAAUUAACACUGAUUAUGAAAAACAAUUGAAAUCUAAAUUUCGUAAUAUUGAUGUUGUUUUGUAUUGAUAUUGUUUAGUCAUAAAAUCAUUUUAAAUUAUUGUUGUGUUGUGUAAAUUUGAAAUAAAUUUCUUAAUCUCUUCAAAUAGAAUAGUCUGUUUCAAAAUGCUAUUGAAUUUCAAGCUAAAUAUUUAAUCAAGCCUAACUUGGUAUAAGAAUAAUUUUAUUUGAAUUUGUUGUUACUCAUUCUAAAUAAUGGAUCUGUGUCUUUGAAUUUUAAUGAAGCAAGAAACGUUUUUUUUUAAUUAUAAAAAAGGUAUGUACCUCUAGGUUAUAUAAUAAUAAAAUGUACUAGUCAUUUUUAGGAAUCUUAUGAAUUUUUGAUUUCUUGAAUUUUCCAUUUUAAACCCUUUUACCAAAGAUUAAUAUAAAGUAAAAUAUUUAAUCCUACACAAUAUAUAUUUUGUCGCUGUUGUGAACUACUACAAUAUGUUACUACAUACUACAACCUUUGGUUUGUUAAACUAGUAUCUAGGUAUAAGAGGUUUUUUAAUAAAACAAAAUAUUUAAAUUCCACUUAAUCCAUUUAUUCACUGUAUAAAUAAUGGCAAUUCAUAAAAAAAUUAACAGAAAACAAUGCAGCUAUUCAAGUAUCUCAUUGAAAAGAAUCCGCAAAGCUUUAUCAAGUUUUAAGUAUUCUUGAAGUGAAAAAUAUCUUAUAGUCGAUAUGUAAAUCAGAGCAGUAAUAUUUUUGUGAAGUUUCACAAUUACAUCAUUGUUGAAUGAGUGUAUACUACUCAUAAUUUUAAUAGUAAAUUCAUAGAUUCUAUGCUAAGUUGUGUCUUGUGUCCCAUUUAUUAGAUAACUUUAUCAAAAGAAGAGAUAAAAAUGCGUGUAAAUAAAUGGUAUCUUCACUUGUUUUAUAACUUGAAUUAUUGUUGAUUCUAUUGAAAAAUCCCCUCAUAUUUUUUAAUGAUUGAGUACAAUAAAUUUAACUGCAAAAUGUGUCAGGAUUAGAAGGACGUAUUACGCUCUGAGGAUAUUAAGUUGCGCUGAAGAGGUGGGCAUAGAAAGUAAAUAAAGUAAUUCUACUAAAAAGCAAGAAGGUUAUAGUCACGUAGUUAAUAUUUUCCACAUGAUUGCAAUUAACUUGGACUCUGAAUGUAGUUUUAAUAAGCAACUACAAAACAGACAUUGCUAUAUAUUUUAAACUACAAUAAGAUGAACUACCUAUUUUUACAAAUUAAAGUAUGUCAACAAAACUAUGUCACACCAACAUACAUAACUGUAUAUUAUACCUUUCAGAUAGUUUGAUACAGUAAACUGUAUAAAACAUAUACCUACAUCACAAUUUCUUUAUGUUGUGUUUCAAACAUAUCACAGCAUCCUACACAUUUGGUUCUUUCAACAUUCCAAUAAAUCUAAAAAAAUGACUCAAUACAAGUAAUAUUUUGAAUGAAUAACUGAAACAUACUACAGUUUUUACUAUUUACAAAUUGGUUGGCAAUAUGGGACAUUAAGAACAUUUAGCUACAUUUAUCUAAAAUAUUCCUACACAAAUUUUGAAAUGUGAUUUAUUUUGUUCUAUUUAUAUAUUUACUUCAUUUUUCUGCUCAUUUUUGGUUUCUAUCAGGAACAUUAUUCUAAAAGAACAUAAAAUAAUAAACCUAUGUAAAUAGUUAAGGUAAGAAAGAAUUUGUUUACUAACUUUAUUUACACCAUUUUAAUUUUAUGACGAUUAAAUUGCAGCCUAUAAAGAUAUUAUUACAAUCAAAACUUGAAUACAUUAUCGUAUUUUGUUUUAUAAAAAUAUAUUCGUAAA